AUGUCUGUCUCAGCGCGCUAUACUAGAUAUAUCGUGUUUGCCUUGGUUGGAUUAACAUUCUUCUACCUCGUCUCCCGAUCCUCUCUUGAAAUCCCAACAAGCUCCUCAUUCGCCCCCGCCCAUCCUACAUACGAAGAAGUCAAGGAAGAGAAAGCACAAAGCGCUGUCUCUGUUGGCCUCGGUCAAUCUGAUCAACCCCAACGUGUAAACGCCACCUUUGUUACCCUCGCCCGUAACUCUGAUAUUUGGGAAAUCGCCAAGUCUAUUCGUAAUGUCGAGGAUCGAUUCAACCGCAACUUCCAUUAUGACUGGGUAUUCCUGAAUGAUAAGGAUUUUGAUGAUGAAUUCAAGAAGCUUACAACUGCUCUCGUAUCUGGCACCACCCAUUAUGGCCGUAUUCCCGAAGAGCACUGGUCUUAUCCCGACUGGAUUGAUCAGGAUAAGGCACGCGAUGCGCGCCAGGAGAUGGGCCGCAAGAAGAUUAUCUACGGUGAUAACGAGGCUUACCGUCAUAUGUGCCGUUAUGAGUCUGGUUUCUUUUUCCGCCACCCGCUUAUGAUGAACUAUGAGUACUAUUGGCGUGUGGAGCCCAGCAUUGAGCUCUUCUGUGAUGUUCCUGGAGAUCCAUUCCGCUUCAUGAAGGAAAACAACAAGAAAUAUAGUUUUGUGAUCAGUCUGUACGAAUACUACGAGACUAUCCCCACUCUUUGGGACAGUGUGAAGGGCUUCAUGAAGAGCCACCCGGAGCACAUCGCAGAUGGAAAUGCUUUGGAGUUCAUCAGUGAGGAUGGUGGUGAAACCUACAACAAGUGCCACUUCUGGUCCAACUUUGAGAUUGGCAGCUUGGAGUGGCUGCGAUCCGACCAAUAUAUUGACUACUUCUCUACCUUGGAUCAUGAUGGUGGAUUCUUCUACGAGCGAUGGGGUGAUGCACCAGUCCACUCAAUUGCUGCUUCACUUAUGCUCAAAGCAGACGAAAUCCACUUCUGGAACGAGAUUGCUUACUAUCACGUACCCUUCACGCAUUGCCCAAGCAGUGAGAAGACGAGGCUGGACCUUCGCUGCCACUGCAAGCCCAGCGAGAACUUCGAUUGGGCAGGAUACUCUUGUACCAAACGGUGGUUUGACGUCAACAAAUUACAAAAGCCUGAUGGCUGGGAUUCCCAGCAAUGA
Molecule: messenger RNA, 1173 nt
Organism: Penicillium angulare
Lineage: Eukaryota; Fungi; Ascomycota; Eurotiomycetes; Eurotiales; Aspergillaceae
Product: glycosyltransferase family 15 protein
Exons: 2
Coding region: 1-1173 (390 amino acids)
Biological process (GO): protein N-linked glycosylation; cell wall mannoprotein biosynthetic process; protein O-linked glycosylation
Cellular component (GO): membrane; Golgi apparatus
Molecular function (GO): alpha-1,2-mannosyltransferase activity
Source: RefSeq, a predicted model, not a curated record